Messenger RNA from Stylophora pistillata, 2251 nucleotides. RefSeq lists its product as uncharacterized. NCBI's taxonomy places the organism in Eukaryota, Metazoa, Cnidaria, Anthozoa, Scleractinia, Pocilloporidae. Gene Ontology annotation, biological process: regulation of apoptotic process; protein polyubiquitination; proteasome-mediated ubiquitin-dependent protein catabolic process. The record is from RefSeq and is a predicted model, not a curated record. Gene Ontology annotation, molecular function: protein binding; ubiquitin protein ligase activity.
AUGUCAGCGCUAGCGGUAAAUAGCACACCUUUCCACGUUCUUCUCUACGACAUUGGGAAAGAGUUAAAGCUUAGCGAUGUCCGUUACAUGAAGUAUUUACUACAAGGACACAUAAAUAAGGAGACAUUGGAGCAUCUCGACUCGGGACAGGAGCUCACGGAGCUGCUCAGGAAGAGAGGUUUGGUGUCCGAGAAGAAAUUCGCGUUUAUGAGAAAACUUCUGAUAGAAGCUAAGUGUUUGAAACAAGUUCACUUAGUGGAUGAGUUCAGGGAAAAAUUUACUUCUGUGACAAUUAUUGGUGAGCGGCAACAGAGUGAACGAGCCUCCAGACUGAACAACAGACGGGAGACUUUACUACGGAUGAUCGAAAAUGUGGAGAAUGAAAUAAGAACGUGCGAGGACGCAGAUGUAGAAAUCUCCAAUCAGAUCAAAGAAUUUGAGGUACAAAUCCUGGCAAACAACGAAAGUAUGGUCAUCCUUGAGGAGACAAUUCAAAAUUUGAAAAGCAAGAUAGUCAAGUACGAGAGUGAUAUAGAAUCAUUUGAAAGAAAAUUAGAAACGGUUCGAUUCUUCUUGAAAAAGAAACAAGUUGAAGUGGACAAAAUCAAACAGAAAUUGGACGAAAACCACAGCAGUUCGACGAUUAAAAAAGAACUAAAGGAGAAGCAAGAGGAAUACGAAAAGACAAAAAGAGAGGAGGAUGAGCUCAUCGCAAAACAUCAGAAUGCUCUGGACUUGAUAAGGACUACUCAUGUAGAGAUCAGACACAAAACACAAGACUUAAUUGUUCUAGAGGAUAACAUUCACGACUCUUUGAUGCAAGUACGCGCUCUCAAGCAAAGCACCAGGAAAAAUCAACGAUCUUUGGCGGAUUUACAAGAAAAGCUCGAGAGUCUUUCGCUUGAAUUGGAAGAUACACGACGAAUGAAACCGCUGACACCUUUCUCAAGACCAGCGACUAGAGCGUGUCAGUGUCCCUUGAAUGGUAACCGUGGUAACGCAGUGAAUGAGACGGCACACUUGACAAGGAGACUGGAAUAUAAGGUUCUGGACUACGGCGAAAUUUCUGAACGAGAAUCAAAUGUGAUUGGUCGAAAAGGGAAACGCGUAUAUCCUCCUCAGUUCCAGUCUCCCACUAGCGUGGCUGUCGACCGAACUCAAGGAUAUAUUUACGUCGCUGAUUAUGGCAACGGGCGUAUUCAAAUUCUAGACGUGAGCGGUGACAUUGCGCGGGAGCCAUUAAUUCUGGGCGGGAAAAGCCGACCAAUCGCCUUGGCAGUCAGUCUGCGAGGAGAUCUGGUGAUGACUGACUCACAGAUAUUACGCGUGUUUAGCAAAACAGGUGAACUUCUUCGUCCAGUUUUGCCUAUCUACAGCAAGAAUGACAAACGACCGGAGCUUAGCGCAGUGGCAUUUGACAUUCAAGGAAAUAUCUACGCAGCUGAUAAAGCAAACCACAGAAUUCAAAAAUUCACUUUUAAUGGGAGUUUCCUUUGUUUCAUUGGAGGACUUCAUGACCUGCAUUGCCCCAUGGGCAUUACAGUUAAAAGAAACGGUGAUGUCAUUGUGUCGGAAUACGAAAAUCAUCGCCUGAAAAUCUUCAGCCAAGAGAGCCUGGGGGAGAGUACAACUAUUGGUGUGCAGGGGGUGGGAGCGGGAAAGUUUGCUUGCCCAAGAGGGGUCGCACUUGAUCAUAAUAACAAUAUUUUCGUAGCAGACAGUCGAAAUCAUAGAAUCCAGGCAAUUACUUUGUCAGGUGAGCCCCUUGGGUCGUUCGGAACGAUCGGUUUGGAUCCGGGAUGUCUUGAUACCCCGUAUGAUAUUGCCCUUGAUACCGCAGGAAAUAUAAUUGUAGCGGAUACGAAGAAUCACAGAUUACAGGUUUUUACGCGCCUCGUACCUGUGUACGCUGAGCCUGCAAUGCAUGAUGAGGAACACGAGGAAGAAGCUGCGAUCGAGGACGAGGAGAGACUGGAACUAGCCGGAGGUGAAUUCGAAAUUCCAGGAAGCGAUUUAGCUAAAGAAUUACAAAAUAAUACAAGUGAUGUCAACACAACGGAAAAUUUCAAAAGCGACAUAAUUAAAGAAAAAAAUGGUAAAGACGAGAAGGACAAAGAAAGACCUCUUAGCACGCAAGAGAUCUCUAACAUCACAGAGAAUGGUACCAUUCAAGCGUUAAAAGAAAAACCAAAAGAAUUUUCUACGGAUGAUCAAGAAUUUGAUGUUAACAGUUACUGAAAGAUAAUCAAAG